Molecule: messenger RNA, 1119 nt
Organism: Manis javanica (Malayan pangolin)
Lineage: Eukaryota; Metazoa; Chordata; Mammalia; Pholidota; Manidae
Source: RefSeq, a predicted model, not a curated record
UUCCACAACGCCGCGCUCUUCAUCCGCGACGGCGCGCGCGAGCUGGCGGCUGAGCUGGCUCUGCCCGAGGCCCGCGCCUACGUGGCGGCGCUACAGCCCAGCAGCUACGUGGCCGUGAGCACGCACACGCCCGCACCUGGCUUCCUGGAGGACGCGUCGCGUACAGUGUGCUACCUGGACGAGGAGGAGGACGCGUGGCGCACGCUAGCCACUCUGCCCCUGGAGGCCAGCACGCUGCUGGCAGGCGUAGCCACGCUGGGCAACAAGCUCUACAUCGUGGGGGGCGUGCGGGGCGCCAGCAAGGAGGUGGUGGAGCUGGGCUUCUGCUACGAUCCCGACGGCGGCACCUGGCGCGAAUUUCCCAGCCCACAUCAGCCGCGCUACGACACGGCGCUGGCCGGCUUUGAUGGCCGCCUCUACGCGAUCGGCGGCGAAUUCCAGAGGAUGCCCAUGAGCUCCGUGGAGCGCUAUGACCCGGUGGCGGAAUGCUGGAGCUUUGUGGCCGACUUGCCGCAGCCGGCUGCAGGCCCGCCCUGUGCGCAGGCGUGUGGCCGCCUCUUCGUGUGUCUGUGGCGGCCGGCUGCCACCACGGCCGUGGUGGAGUACACAGUGCGGGCAGAUACCUGGCUAUCCGUGGCCGAACUGCGGCGUCCACAGAGCUACGGCCACUGCAUGGUGGCCCACCGCGACAGUCUCUAUGUGGUGCGCAACGGCCCUUCCGACGACUUCCUACACUGCGCCAUCGACUGCCUCAACCUGGCCACGGGCCAGUGGACGGCGCUUCCUGGCCAGUUCGUCAACAGCAAGGGAGCGCUCUUCACGGCCGUGGUGCGCGGCGACACAGUCUACACCGUCAACCGCAUGUUCACGAUGCUCUAUGCCAUCGAGGGCGGCACCUGGCGGCUGCUCAGGGAGAAGGCCGGCUUCCCGCGGCCGGGCUCCUUGCAGACCUUUCUCCUGAGGCUGCCUUCUGGCGCCCCAGGGCCUGUGGCCUCGACAACCCCAGAACUGUGAGCCCUAGAAGCCCAGGGUCACAGUUUGGAGGAGUACCAAGAGACUUCCCUGAGCCGUGGCUGAAUCUGUGAAGCUGGCCUUGGGAGCUGCUGGGAACUUCGCUCU